Molecule: messenger RNA, 624 nt
Organism: Trichoderma harzianum CBS 226.95
Lineage: Eukaryota; Fungi; Ascomycota; Sordariomycetes; Hypocreales; Hypocreaceae
Exons: 3
Coding region: 1-624 (207 amino acids)
Cellular component (GO): cytosol
Molecular function (GO): aldose reductase (NADPH) activity
Source: RefSeq, a predicted model, not a curated record
AUGGCACUCAAAAUCCCGCUUCUACUUUAUGGAACCGCCUGGAAAGAGGAAAGGACGGCUCAUCUUACAGAGACGGCUGUGCUGAAAGGCUUUACCUGCAUUGAUACGGCCAACUACCCGACGGCGUACAACGAGAAAUUGACGGGCGAUGGGAUUGCGGCAGCUCUCAAGUCUGGCGUCAAAAGAAGAGAUCUUUUUAUUUACUCACACAUCAUGCUUAGAUCUAAACAAAAUUCGCGCCAGUCUGGGCUCACCAUCCGCUCUCUCGGCGUUUCCAACUUCAAGUUGCCACAGAUCAAGGAGGUGUAUGCCAACGCAACGGUUAAGCCCGUCAUCGUUCAGAACCGCUUCUACAAAGAGACGAGCUUUGACGUUGGCCUGCGAGAAUUUUGCGCAGAGAGAGCUGUAAAGCUUAACGUGGAGAAGGAGCUUGCUUUUUAUGUCUUGAUCUUGGGUUUGGGCGGGAUUCAGAUACUUGAUGGUACGACGAAUCCUGAGAGAAUGGCGCAGGACUUGAAGACGGUUGGCGAGGUGUUUGGUAAUAAGAGGCGGUUGCGUGAGUUGCAAACAGAUUUUGACGCGUUCCGCCAACUUUUGUCGAAACUAUCGACUGGAGCAGAGUAA